GGGUCGGUCUACUGACAUGACAGUCAGUACAGUCAGUGUAGUGACAGUCGGAACUCGGAACUACUUGCCGGAAGUACCCGCACACAUCGACAGUUGGAUGGACAUGAGGUUUGCGGCGUUUGGCCGUCUUGUGCGCUGCAGUCGCGGGCUGGUACAUUUCGCAAGCCUGCGCACUCGCAAGACAACAAUAUGCGGUAUUGUCGUCGGCUGCAUUAUCGCUGCGAUUUACCUGCAUCAACGGUCCUAUGCGCUAGUUCCGGAUCCGGAUCCUUUCGUUUCGUACAAAGAUCAGCCAUGGGCACCACUGCACAGCCGUAUGGGGGACGUAUCGAUUGAGUCUGUUCUAGCGCAUCAAAACCUGCUUGCGAAGCGGAUGGCCCGGUUCGCCAAGGUGGCAGUUGACGAAAGUUACAGUCAGGAGCAGCAAGUCCUGAAGCGGGAAAAUCCAGAAGGUGGUGAUAAUCAUGAGCGCCCACCCAACACUGACUAUGCGUAUGAGGAGUUCAACCUGCAAAAAACUGUCCAAAGGAACUGCCUUGGAUCUGUGCCACUCGAAGAACUUCCACCCUGGCAAAUGAAGACGCUACUGAGACACUUAAUUUACGAUGACAAGCACAAGAUUGUGUUCUGCAGUGUACCUAAAUCAGGUUCAUCUAGCUGGAAGAGAGUGAUGCUGUCGCUGGGAACUGAUGGAAAGGUUCCAUCAGCACACUUCAAGAACCUAUCCUCCAUGGCCACCGGUGCGACUCUCCGUUAUAUGCACAAUCUUCCCCUUGACAAAGCGAUGCGUCGACUACAGUCCUACUUCAAAUUCAUGUUCGUGCGCCAUCCUGCAGACCGCAUUGCUGCGGUGUAUUCCCACAAGUUCACCAAUUUCCCGGAGUCGCGUCCGUUCAAGACGAAAUUUGGACCAGUUAUUCAGCAGCUGUGGAAGAGUGGGAAAUUCCAGGAUGCAGAAGAAUGGCACCUAACGAAGGAUCCGGAAUUUGAGCACCAGAAUAUCAGCUUUGCUGCAUUUGUGCGAUACCUGAUUCACGCAAGAGUUGAUAGGAUGAAUGAGCACUGGAUGCCUGCAUAUCAACUGUGUCAACCGUGCACUGUCGGUUACGACUUUGUGGGUCGAUUUGAAGAUCUGCCGGAGAGUGCCAACGCUCUUCUCCAGCAUCUUGGAGUACCUGCAACUGUGGAGUAUCCCAGUCAGACGCUGCUCUACCGAUCUCCACCCUUCGCACAUAGAGAUGCUAUUGCUAUGAUGAAUACUCUUGGUGCAGCUGACCACCAACAGCUGAACAUGCGUUAUGAGCAGGACUUUACCCUCUUUGACUACAGGUAAACGAUAGUGGUGGCGCCAAGUCUUUGUAUACUUCCCAGAUUUUAGCAACAAUGAGUCCUCUAUAUUUUACACCUUUCUCAGACAAAUUAUGAGACUUGAUUCUAUAUUUUCCUAGAUCCGCAUUUUAACGGAUCACAUUACAUUAGGGCUGAAACGAUCGUGGAUUUUCACCUAUCGAUUACUCUUUAGCUUAGCGAUCGAAUAAUCUUUACCAAAUAGUGUCAGAAUUUUGUGCAAAAAUUACUCUGUUUCCAAAAGAUAGGCCUUCAUAAUACAAAAAUCUGCAUUAGUGA
Sycon ciliatum is the source of this 1626-nucleotide messenger RNA. RefSeq names its product carbohydrate sulfotransferase 14-like. The transcript has 5 exons. Bases 17 to 1333 code for a protein of 438 amino acids. Gene Ontology annotation, biological process: carbohydrate biosynthetic process. NCBI's taxonomy places the organism in Eukaryota, Metazoa, Porifera, Calcarea, Leucosolenida, Sycettidae. Gene Ontology annotation, molecular function: sulfotransferase activity. The record is from RefSeq and is a predicted model, not a curated record. Gene Ontology annotation, cellular component: membrane.